Molecule: messenger RNA, 2579 nt
Organism: Eublepharis macularius
Lineage: Eukaryota; Metazoa; Chordata; Lepidosauria; Squamata; Eublepharidae
Gene: B4GAT1
Product: beta-1,4-glucuronyltransferase 1
Exons: 2
Coding region: 205-1455 (416 amino acids)
Molecular function (GO): glucuronosyltransferase activity
Source: RefSeq, a predicted model, not a curated record
AAGGAAGAAAGGAGAUGAUGAGCAGCUGCUCGCCGAUGCCUUGACCUGUUUUUGCACCUUCUUUCCGAGCUAGAUUUUAUGCAGCGUUGCAUCCUCUGCAGGGUGCACUCCAUGCAGCUUUGCAAAGGAAAGGAAGGUAAGGAGCCACAGCUGAUGGGCCAGGUUUGAGACUCCUCCUCCGCACCCAAACACUCCCCUUUGCCCAUGCAGUGCUCAUGCUUCCAGGUGCUGGUGGUGGCGCUGGCACUUGUGGCUGGCUUGCAGUUGCUCUAUUUGGCCUUGUUAUCAGGACUGCAUGGACAGGAUCAACGGUCCCGCUAUGCAGAGCUUUUCCAAGGGCGCCGGUCCCUGCCCAGCGAUGGGCACAAGGAGAGGCUCAAGCAGGUGUUGGCCAGCGGUGGCAGCCUGGAUGCCAGCAGGCAGUACCGCAUCUACCAGGACAUGUUACGUGGUACUUGGGAUGGUGAGCACAGCCAAGAUGUGGUGCUGGUCACCCACACCAGCCUCAGCAAUUUGCAUCACACUCAGCAACUAGUCGAACGCUGGAGAGGCCCGCUGUCAGUGGCCCUCUUUGCUCCAGGCUCCGCCGAAGUCCGCCUCGCCACAGUGAUGGUUUAUGCACUAGCAGCCCUAUGUGCACCAAUCCGCCAGCUCGUUCGCCUCCAUCUAGUGUGCCACGCCGAUCAAGUCGCUGCCUUCCCUGAGCUGGAGGAUCAUGAUGAAUUUGCCAGGCUCCAAGCCUGUGGAGAUGUCUUCACCAAGCUGGCACGGGUCGGGGCUGGGCAUCGUAAUUAUGCCAUGGAUGUUGUUAAUGCUUCCUAUCCCAAUAACUUACUACGUAAUGUGGCUCGGAGGGCAGUUGGUGGGCAUUGGAUGCUGGUGGUAGAUGUGGACAUGGUGCCCAGCGAGGGGUUACGGGAGGCCUUUCAGGCAUUGCCCAGAGUUGCUGAUGAGGGGACUCCAGGGGUUCUUGUUGUGCCGGCUUUUGAGAUCCGUCAUACUCGCCGCAUCCCUGGCACCAAAAUGGAACUACUGCAACUGUACCAAGUGGGAGAGAUCCGGCCUUUCUAUGAAGAGCUGUGCCCUCGAUGCCAGGCACCCACCAACUAUUCCCAUUGGCUGAACCUUCCAGUGGGCGGCCCCCUACAAGUGGCUUAUGAAGUAGACUGGAGGGACCCGUGGGAACCCUUUUAUAUCGGUGCUAGUUCUGUGCCCCCCUAUGAUGAACGUUUCAAGCAGUAUGGCUUCAACCGCAUCAGCCAGGCUUGUGAGCUCCAUGUGGCUGGGUACCGUUUCUUAGUGCUCAGCAAUGCAUUUCUGGUGCACAAGGGCUUCAAGGUUGCCAGUGAAUUCCAUGCACAAAAGGAUGCCGAGAACCAGCGCAACAAGGUGCUCUUUCGACAAUUCAAGCAGGAACUCAAGAUCAGAUACCCCACCUCACCAAGGCGGUGCUGACUUUGUGGGGAGGGGGAGGUUAUGCUGAGUCUGUUUUGGACCCUGAUGCUAAUUGCACACUGCCUCGACAGAAAUGUCCAACUCAGGAUGCUGAUGCUACCUAUCAGUGUUUAUCUGGAGAACCACUUCUGUGCCAGUUGGAGGGAGGGGGCAUAGCUGCCCGCCUGUCCACUUUCUCCAAUGAUGUUUGUUGCUGCUAAAAUAUUAUCAGUGCUUUAUUUUGGAGAGUCUGUGCCUGCACACAUACACAUACCCUGACCUUUCCACCCAUAAAGAUCUUGGUUUGUCUGGCAGGAGAAUAUCUUGGCUGACUUUUUGCAGGGUCUGUUCACCCUGACUUUGCAGUGCAAGAGUAAAUCAGAACUGAAACCUGACAGUCCAGAUUAUAUCCAUCUAUGCAGCUAUGCCGGUCUAAACCUAUUGAAAUCAGUCACCUUAAACUGACAUUACUUUUUCAUAGGGUUGUACUGCGAGUUAACUCCAGACAAGACUAACAAUUCUUAUAGUGCAACCCUAAGCAGAGUUACUCCAUUGAUUUCAAGGGGCUUUGAUGGGAAUAACUCCAUUUAUGAUUACACUGUAAGUUCACCUUUCAGUGAGUUCAUUCUGGAAUGAACAACUGCAGGAUUGUUUCAGGUGUGUGGUCGCUGUUUUACACAGAGAAACACGUUGAUUUGUGAAAUAGCCAACACUGGCUAAUUCACUCUGGGAUUCCUAAUUCCUUGGAACAAGAAACAUAAGCUAAUAGCCUCUGGAACUUGAUUGUGUGAACAAACUCCAGGCCCCACAUUUUCCACUUGCUGUUUUUAACAAACAUUUGAUCCUUCCUUUCUGUCAGUUUAUUUUCCCCUGGUUGGCAUCCUCUAUAAAUGUUUUAUGAUGCUUAAGGGGUGUGGGGGCAGGUCACAGAGCUUUGGGUCUUAGUGCUGGAGAGUGACUUGGAGUAGAAAGCUGAAACACAAUCCCAGAUUCUUGAUUUUUGUCCCUGACAUUGCUUUUCAAGUUGGUAGCUUCUUUUUCUGUGUAAUGUAGUGCUAUACUUCCUGGGGCUGGAAGUGGGGAAGGGAUAAUUUAUUUCCACUGCAAUUUGCAAACAAAUUAAACUGAAGAAUUUGGAGUUAAAA